AUGGGUCCUGAGGCAGAAAAGAUUCUGUCUACCUUUGGUCUCUCACAGGAUGACAGCAAUGUUUUCAACACAGUUCUGACAAUGUUUGAUGGGUAUUUCAGCCCAAAACGAAAUGUAAUUCAUGAGAGAGCUCAGUUCCACAAACGUUGUAAGAAAGAAACAGAGACCAUAGAAGAAUACGUCAGAAGUUUAUACGAACUCUCUGAGCAUACAGCUUUCCCAGAUAAGGACAAUAUGAUUAGGGAUCGGCUAGUCCUGGGUAUUACUGACAAAAAAUUGUCGGAGAAACUUCAGUUAGAGCCUUAUUUAACCCUUGAGAAAGCUAUCACUAUGACAAGACAAACAGAAAGAGUAAAGGCCCAAAUCAAAGAGCAAAGAUUGCCAAAUGUCGAUGCCGUUCAAUCCUUUGGAUCGAGAACCCUCAAACAUGGGAGUGUGCAUGGGGGACCACGCAGAGGAUCCGCUCUGCGCGGACGCGGAGGAAGCAGUGACCAGCAAGACGUGCGCAAUUGCCAGUACUGUGGGGGAUCCCACGGCAGACAACAAUGUCCGGCAUAUGGGAAAACAUGUAGAGAAUGCUCCAAGAAGAAUCACUUUGCCAAAAUGUGCCACACAAGAAAGAAAAUCAACGAAGUAAAAGUGGAAGAUGAAGAAGAGGAAGAAGCAUACCUACUGUCAAUAGAAACUAAAAGUAAUGGAAAACAAAGGUAG
This is a messenger RNA of Aplysia californica (California sea hare), 711 nucleotides long. RefSeq lists its product as uncharacterized. The record is from RefSeq and is a predicted model, not a curated record. Bases 1 to 711 code for a protein of 236 amino acids. The transcript has a single exon. NCBI's taxonomy places the organism in Eukaryota, Metazoa, Mollusca, Gastropoda, Aplysiida, Aplysiidae.